CAGGCAGUGGCUCGACUGGCGGUCACUUCUGCCCUCUGUGUUGUCUUCAUUCCUCGUUCCCGGUCGCCGGCGGCGGCGGCUGCACGGGUGGUGGCGCGGUCCCUGCGGGAGGCGCUGCACAAGCCGAGCGGCGGCCUCGAAGCGUCGAGCCCAAAGCGGCGGCUAGGCAGCCAACAUGGCGGCGGCGGCGGCGGGCCCGGAGAUGGUCCGCGGGCAGGUGUUCGACGUGGGGCCGCGCUACACCAACCUCUCGUACAUCGGAGAGGGCGCCUACGGCAUGGUUUGCUCUGCCUAUGAUAAUCUCAACAAAGUUCGAGUUGCUAUCAAGAAAAUCAGUCCUUUUGAGCACCAGACGUACUGCCAGAGAACCCUAAGAGAGAUAAAAAUCUUACUGCGCUUCAGGCACGAGAAUAUCAUCGGCAUCAAUGACAUCAUCCGAGCACCAACCAUUGAGCAAAUGAAAGAUGUAUAUAUAGUACAGGACCUCAUGGAGACGGAUCUCUACAAGCUCUUGAAGACGCAACACCUCAGCAAUGACCAUAUCUGCUAUUUUCUUUAUCAGAUCCUGAGAGGACUGAAAUAUAUCCAUUCAGCUAACGUUCUGCAUCGUGACCUCAAGCCUUCCAAUCUCCUGUUGAACACCACUUGUGAUCUCAAGAUCUGUGACUUUGGCCUUGCCCGUGUUGCAGAUCCGGAUCAUGAUCACACAGGGUUCUUGACAGAGUAUGUAGCCACACGUUGGUACAGAGCUCCAGAAAUUAUGUUGAAUUCCAAGGGUUAUACCAAGUCCAUUGAUAUUUGGUCUGUGGGUUGCAUCCUGGCAGAGAUGCUCUCCAAUAGGCCUAUCUUCCCAGGAAAGCAUUACCUUGACCAGCUGAAUCACAUCCUGGGUAUUCUUGGAUCUCCAUCACAGGAAGAUCUGAAUUGUAUUAUAAAUUUAAAAGCUAGAAACUACUUGCUUUCUCUCCCGCACAAAAAUAAGGUGCCGUGGAACAGGCUGUUCCCAAAUGCUGACUCCAAAGCUUUGGACUUACUGGAUAAAAUGUUGACCUUUAACCCUCACAAGAGGAUUGAAGUUGAACAGGCUCUGGCCCACCCAUACCUGGAGCAGUAUUAUGACCCAAGUGAUGAGCCCAUUGCUGAAGCACCAUUCAAGUUUGACAUGGAAUUGGAUGACUUACCUAAGGAGAAGCUCAAAGAACUCAUUUUUGAAGAGACUGCUAGAUUCCAGCCAGGAUACAGAUCUUAAAUUGGUCAGGACAAGGGCUCAGAGGACUGGACGUGCUCAGAUGUCGGUGUUCCUCCCAGUUCUUGACCCCUGGUCCUGUCUCCAGCCCGUCUCAACUUACCCACUCUGACUCCUUUGAGCCGCUUGGAGGGGCAGUUUCUGGUAGUAGUGGCUUUUAUACUUUCACAGAAUCCCUUCAUCCAGAGAUGUUUCCUGGCAACAGUGCCCUGCAGCAGUGUGCACAUUGAGUGCACUUACUGCAUACUGUUGCUUAGUCACUAACUGCUUUCUGGUUUGAAAGAUGCAGUGGUUCCUCCCUCUCCUGAAUCCUUUACAUGUCAUCCUGCUGAACCAUGCAGCCUCACCAGGGCGAGAGUCUUUCCAAACUGGCUCUAGUCACUGACUCUCGCUUUACAGUAAAGAAUGCUAUUACAUAAGGCACUUUAAGUCAGUGACAGCUCAAAAUUUGCACUUCAUCUGUUGACUAGAAACUGUCUACCCAGAGCAGGAGCUUGUGGACGUCCCUGGAUGGUAUUGCAGGCCGCAGGGGCAUGUGCUUCUAUCAUGGGAGUCUUGGGGGCAUUUUUCUGUGUAUCAUGUUAGUUCCAUAUUUAAGGUAUGUGCUAUUUGCCCAGCUUCUAAAAAAUUGAUCAUUCUUCUAGAAAGGAAGCCUUGCACUGGCAAUGUUACUCUACAGGUUUUCUUGUACUGUAAUGGAGGUAUAGCACUUGCCAACAUAUUAGGUGCUGUCCUUAACCAGAGAUUUAAAGUAACGGCUGUGCUUGUCAUUUGCUGCAAGAUGUAUAAGCACUGAGCUGUAGAAGUUUCUGGUGAAGUAGAGAGCAAGCUGACCUAGAUGUUCAGGGAGGAGCUCCAUAUAUGCCUUGAGCUGUUUCACACAGAAGGCUGUUUGCGUAACCACAUCCACUGCCUUGGGAUUUAGCUAAGAGGAACGCUGCGUCUUUAAAUGAGAAAGUGUACAGUUCUUCUCUUACAGCAUGUCAGCAUCUCAAACCCACUUUUCAGCAGUUUAAUGACUUGUAAUAAAGCCUUCAUGAGCUCUCAUCAUGAAGCUCUGUUCUGUUGCCAAGUUGAGGUGUUUCUGGUACUGCUGAGUUAAUGUCAUAAAAGACUAGCAGUAACUGUUCGAGCUCUCUCCUAUUUACUGAUUGCCUCUCUAUUUUGUUCCUGCGCUGUGUGCUGUGGAGUUGAUGGUGUAUCCCAGUGCAGUGCCUCCUGACCCCCCUCACUGCUCUCUGGUGAGAAGUUUGCCUUGUUCCAUACUUACUGUGCCCUUGCAUGACUGUUAAGGCUUUCUGUGCAGAGAUCACUGUCCAAGUGUCACAGCCUGUGAUUGAGUAAAAUCUAUUGUGACCUCUGAGUUGUUUUCCACAGAGAGACUGCUACCCAGAAGAUAACUUAGGAAAGAUAAUUCUAGUAUUAGCUCUUCAUUUCUCAGCUGUCUUUUUUGUUUUUCUCCCUUGUUUUUUGACAGCAAUGGAGAAUGGAUUCUAUAUAGACUGCCUGCUAGUAUGAACAGCAAUGCACUUGUAACUCAUGGAAAUAAAUGUACAUCUUUAUCUUUACACUGAUGAUACGAUUCAGUGUUGAUUUCCUCUGGAUCGGUGUGUCUUAAGUGGAUAGUCAUAAUCAAUUUAUAAUUUGUGCUUCAGACAGAUCUUGGGCCUCAUUCUACUCCUCUCCACCCACCCCCUCCCUGCACUGCCCCACACAGCUGUUUAUAUAAGAUGGCUUAGGUUCUCUGCCAACUGUGAUGGUGCACACCUUUAGUCCCAGCCCUCAGAAAGCAUGGCAGGUGGCUCUCUGUAUUGGAGGCCAGCGAAGUCCAGGACUGUGUAGG
This is a messenger RNA of Myodes glareolus (Bank vole), 3089 nucleotides long. The record is from RefSeq and is a predicted model, not a curated record. NCBI's taxonomy places the organism in Eukaryota, Metazoa, Chordata, Mammalia, Rodentia, Cricetidae.